GAGCCUACCCUGCUUGCCUGUGCCCCCAUGUCAGGAGUCCGAGAGUUUGGGGGGUGGCUUUUAGCUCCAUUUUACAGUGCAGACGUAGAGGAAAAUACGACCACCUGUAACACGCCAGGAGGCUCUGCUUUGCCUGCCCCUUUUGUGGCGUGGACGGGAGCGGAGGAGCAGAAGAAGCAGAGCCACGCGACUCCCUUCCCCUCCCGUAUCGCGUCACGUACGUACACUGUAAAAAGGAAGAAACAACGGGGUGACCAGGGGAGGAGAAAAAUACAAGGUGUAUUUAUUGCCGAGGAGGGGCGGGCGGGACGCCGGGGCGAGAUGUCGCGGCUGGGAAGAGUGCUGGCCCGUAUCAAACAUGCACAACUCAAUCUCACAAAAUGGGCAAGCCGACACGGCGGGCAUUUUCCCACAGCAAAAGGAUAACGCACACUGGCCACUCAGCCACUUGACUGGCACAAGCAAGGGAUAUGAACGAAAGCAUGAGAAACAAACAUGCGCCAGCCCGCCAGCCCCAAAGACAAAGAACGGAAAGGGAAACACUGCAGCAGCGAACUGGGAUCCAGGUAGUAGGCCUGGCCUGGCUGUGUCCUUUUUUUGUGCGCGUGUUUGGUGGCUCCUGGCAGGCGUGGACUUGACUGGCCCACAUGCCAGUUGCGAAACUCAAGUCUGUUGUGCUCGGCCGUCACCGAGAUGAAUGGGAAAAAUAAAAAAGUUCACCGCACAAAACUGGAAAAUCCUUCGAGUCGGUAGCGUGUCACGGAGCACGAGAAGGGACGAGAGAGGGGAUCAUCCUUGUGUCGUCUGGUUUGGGACGGCUCCAUAGAUUGCCCUUUUGGAUCCUGUGGCAUUCUUCUCCAAACCACGUCGUGUCGAAUCGUCCUGCCACUUUUCCUGUCGUGGUUUAAUUGACCCCCCCUUGGACGGACGCGGACGUGGCAGACACAAAGCACACCAUGAGGAAGAAGAGGAGGAGGAAGAGGAGUAGCCGAGAUUCUCCCCAGGUUCGGAGCGCUUGGUCCCUCGACUGCCCUUUUCGUAAUAUCUACCCCAUGCUCAUGGUGCAACCCAUCCCGACGAACCCGUCGCCCAUCACAUCACGGUCUGGCUGGCUGCCCUGCGUGCUGCAGGAGGGCGCACGCACAAAUCUGGGCCCUGGCUGGGGAGCUGCUUUCGCGCCCAUCGCGAAGCAAGCGUGCGGGGGUGCUGCUGAUUGGGCAGCGGGUGCUUUAGCGAGCGCCCAACGGCCAGGCCUUGCUCAUCAUGUUCUGCCCUCCAUGAGGCCACCACACCCCCUCAUCCCGAUCCGUGCUUGCUUUCUCUGCUCCUGGGAAAGGGGGAAGGAACAUCCGCCUUGGAAGGCUAGAAGCGGUCGGCCAGACCGGUCGCAUGGCUGGUCGCCCAAGGCGAUCGAAAAGAAACAAGCCGAGCUAGCGCGGCGACAGCAGGGGAAUGGCCCCAUAUGAGGGUCUCUCCAGGAUGGGCUAGAGGGAGACGAGAGAGCACAGCACAGACGCAGCAUCACGGAACAAUUCAAAUCGGCAAAUCAAUGAUGGCCAAUCCACCAAACUCCCCCAACAUGAUACAGGCGGUGACCACGACGUUAUUCUUAGCAACACC
Molecule: messenger RNA, 1620 nt
Organism: Gaeumannomyces tritici R3-111a-1
Lineage: Eukaryota; Fungi; Ascomycota; Sordariomycetes; Magnaporthales; Magnaporthaceae
Exons: 1
Coding region: 957-1466 (169 amino acids)
Source: RefSeq, a predicted model, not a curated record